CUGCGAGCAAAAAAAAAAAAUAAAGGCGUUUCCUUAAUAGCAGACAGAGAAGCCGGCGAGAGACGUCCUGCACGGGACAUUAGGAGGAAGAGAGAGGCUGCAUUAAAACGUAGAUCUAUAGACGCCUUUAUAAAGCCGAUACCUCCAGCAAUCACAUAGGAAAGCACAGAGAGUCAAACGGUUGAGGUUGGAUUCGGAAUUGUGUUGAAAUACAUCCUGGGGGAAGAGAAUUAAAAAAAAAAAAAGCCACAUUGCCUCAAAUUCCCGUUUUCACAAUUUCUAGAAAGGAGCAAAAGCCCCAGCACCAUUCCAGCGGUUCCUGCAACUUGGAUACCCAGCCUCGCACACGACGGCCGCACGGACCCUACUGACCAGGCACCUGGUGAUCUCAAGCGCAGACCUGCAGGCCUCCAGAAUGUCAUAUUCUCCAAAAGAAAGUAGGAGCAUGUCAGAGUACAGCUCUCUGCUCAGCGAGCUCUCUGAGAACAUCACCAACGAGGACCUGGAGCAGCUGAAGUCUGCCUGCAAGGAGGACAUCCCCGGAGACCAGAGCGAGAACAUCACAUCCUCCAAGGAGUGGUUCAGCUACCUGGAGAAGGAUGACAAGCUAGCCCCAGAUAACCUCUCCUACAUCGAGCACAUCUUUGAGAUCUCCCGACGUCCUGACCUGCUGACUCGUGUGAUCGAAUACAGGACCACCGUGCUCAAAAUUUCAGACGAUGACGAGAUCGACACCAAACUGACCCGCAUCCCCUCCGCCAAGAAAUAUAAAGAUAUAAUCCGCCAGCCAUCGGAAGAGGAGAUUAUCAAGCUUGCCCCACCACCCAAAAAAGUCUAAGGUCGAAGUUCACAACCCAUCGACCACCGCCCCCCCUAAAUCAACACACACACACACACACGGUCAACCCAACAACUAACCAGCCAGUCAACACCCACAGCUACCUAACCCCCCCCCCCCCCCCCCCCCCUGCACAGGAGAGCAAGAUAAAGGCAUCCAGUCUGGUGCGUGCGUAAGAGAGGAAUGGAGAAACAGCAACACUCUUCUGAAAAUGCCCCUCGUGCAUUAUAGUCUGUCGCUGCAUUGCAGAAGACCUCGUCAGCUCUUGCUGGUCACCCCAAAGUGGUUGGAUUUCAUUGCCUUCCAUGGAAAGAGAGGUAGACCCCACCUACGCCAUCGGAGAAACCUCUUCUGCCUCUGCGAGAUUUCUUCUGAUCCACCCAGCGGUCAGCCCGGAAAGAGAAGAGGAGCAUCAGCCAUACACCUUCCUCUUCAUGCUCUGCAGAACGAGUGGGGCUCUGCAGAGGGAGGCAAGCAAAUAAACAAAGUACAGUGAAUCUUCGAGAUCUCGCCGCAGUUAGCUGUGCAAAAAAGGUAUUUGAUCAAAAUGAAAUACACUGCAAAAAAAUGAAUUUGAUAAGUCAAGUUAUAUAUAUAAACCAAAAUCUGUGAAUGCAUCAUAAACCAAUGGCAAGUAUUGACCAGAUACUUUUGUGUGAGUGAAUUCGAAUGGGCAGAAUUCAGUAUUGUACAUUCCCCUUUAAAAAAAAAAAAAAAAUGCAAAUCCCUUUAAAUAAAGAUGAGGUGGUAAACACGAGAGAGAGAGAGAGAGAGAAAGAUAGAAGGAGAGGGAGGGAGGAAGGGAAUGUUCUGAAAAUGACGUAUGACGCAAAGUAUCGCGUUCUGUUCCCGAACAGAGCUAAGUUUGGCCAAACGGUUUCGCCGUUCUAUGAGAAAGAGAAAAAAGGAGAGAGAAAGAGUGCAUGAAAGAGAAAAAGAGAGAAAAAAAUUAACAAGGUGUGAGUAGAAUCCCCCAUUUUUGCCUGACUGCCGUAUCACCACUGUAUUCAAACUCAGCCACUCAACUAGUAACGCAGACUAGAAGGUGGUGGGUUAAUGAAUUAAUGACUUAAUGAAUUAAUUGUGUUGUGCCAAGUUGCGUCCAGUAAUUAGCUAGCUAGCUAGUGUGUGUGUGUUUUU
Molecule: messenger RNA, 1978 nt
Organism: Polyodon spathula (Mississippi paddlefish)
Lineage: Eukaryota; Metazoa; Chordata; Actinopteri; Acipenseriformes; Polyodontidae
Product: astrocytic phosphoprotein PEA-15-like
Exons: 5
Coding region: 416-838 (140 amino acids)
Biological process (GO): MAPK cascade; regulation of apoptotic process
Molecular function (GO): protein binding
Source: RefSeq, a predicted model, not a curated record